CAAGGGCGGCCCGUAACCCGGAAGUGGAAAAGGACAGCUCUCUUUGAGAAAGUGGGGCGAUCGUACCCCGGAAGUGGAGCCUCUCUGAGCAAGGGGAGGGGAGAGGCGGCGGAGAGGAGAGACCUGAGGCACGAUGGCCGCCGCCUGCUCGCUGUGAGCCCCCCCGUGACUCGCCUCAGCCCUCCUCUCCGCCAUGGAUCUGGCAGACCUCAGCUAAGGACCCCCUUCCUCCUGACACAUCAGCCGGCCUCCGCUUGCCCCUCUCGGGCUGCGACCUUUCCCUCCCCUCCAGCCGGAAAGAAAAGGCUUUUUUGGCGCUCCUUUUCCUCCAGGCCUGCUUGCUCUAGAGGAGGCGCCCAUUGCUGCCUGGAAGGACUUCUCUUUCCUCCUCCUUCGGCCCAGCUGAUGAUAAACGAGCGACGACCGGUCGGCGAAGCUUGAGGUGAGUGGCAGAGCUCAUCCGACAUCAGCGGCGAAUCCGUCUGGCUCCCCGUCUCUCUUUGGUGCGGUUUCCCAUCCAGCGUCUCUGAUGCCAGAACAAGGCCCCAGAAUGAACGGUUUCUCUCUGGGUGAGCUAUGUUGGCUCUUCUGCUGCCCGCCGUGCCCCAGCCGCAUAGCUGCCAAGCUGGCUUUUCUUCCCCCAGAGCCCACGUACACUGUGAUGCAACCAGAACAGCAAGAAGCUGGGACGGCUGCUGCUGGGACACCUACGGGGAGCUGCAGCCUGCACUUGACUGAGCGGGCAGACUGGCAAUAUUCCCAAAGGGAGCUGGACGCCGUGGAGGUCUUCUUCUCACGCACAUCCCGGGAUAACAGACUGGGAUGCAUGUUUGUGCGCUGCGCUCCUUCCAGCCGGUAUACACUGCUUUUCUCCCAUGGCAAUGCCGUGGAUCUGGGCCAGAUGUGUAGCUUCUACAUUGGUUUAGGUUCUCGUAUCAACUGCAAUGUCUUCUCCUACGAUUACUCUGGUUACGGAGUGAGCACUGGGAAACCGUCUGAAAAGAACCUUUACGCGGACAUUGAUGCGGCUUGGCAGGCUCUUCGAACGAGAUACGGCGUCAGUCCCGAGAAUAUAAUUCUGUACGGACAAAGUAUCGGGACGGUUCCCACUGUGGACUUGGCAUCCCGCUACGAGUGUGCAGCUGUGAUCCUUCAUUCACCAUUGAUGUCUGGCUUACGGGUAGCUUUUCCGGACACGAGGAAAACAUACUGCUUUGAUGCUUUCCCCAGCAUUGACAAGAUUUCUAAAGUAACCUCUCCUGUGCUGGUGAUACACGGCACCGAAGAUGAAGUAAUAGAUUUCUCGCAUGGCCUGGCGAUGUACGAGCGAUGUCCCCGGGCGGUGGAACCGCUCUGGGUGGAAGGAGCUGGCCACAACGACAUAGAGCUUUACGCACAGUACCUAGAGCGGCUAAAACAGUUCAUAUCUCAUGAACUCCCCAACUCCUGAAGAAUCCUACUUGAUCUUUCUUUUCUUCCUUUUCUUUUCUCUUUUUUUUAAUUUACCUCAGUUAACUGUGAAUGGAAGAACUUAACCUGUUUUUUGCACAUACAUUAACUGGAUUAACUGUAGUAGCUUUAUACUAUGAAGAAAAUGCCCUUAUCAUGAGGGCGAAUCCAAUCAAGUCUGACUUCUUUUAUAACAGGAAACUAUUCUAACAGUCAUGACUGGAAUCCCUGAUUUUUAAAAUCUUCCUUAUCCCAGAGGAGUUGGAUUUGUGAAGGGGAAACUAAUGGAAUAGGAGAAUACUAAAUUCUAGUCAGUUCACAUGAUUCUUCUCCCCCCCCCCCCCCGCCGCUUCAAGUCACUUAAUUCCUGUUACUUUUUUCCUUUAAAAUCUUCCCUCUCUUUGGAAAGUGAACAGUCUGGGGCUACAGUCGAAGAACGUUCUUCAUGCAAAGUUUUGGGCUGUGCUAUUGUAACUGGAAAGAGUUUUUUUUUUCUUUUUUUGUGGUGAUGUUUUCUCGUGGGUUUUUUUUUUUAAAAAAAAGCUAUCUUACUGACCUUCCUAAGUAAGUUAUGAUUAACUGACUUCCUAAAUGGGUUUGGUUCUGAAACAAGUCUUUCAUCAGGUUUCUGGAUAUUUACAAACUGAAAUGUUCUUUUUUUUAAAAAAAUAACUAAAAUGGCUAAUUCCUUUAAUUCUUUAUACGUAAAAAAAUAAAUGUGUAAAUUUGCUAAAUCUGUUAUUCAGAUAAUAUUUGCAGUCUGGAUAACCGCCAUCUUAGGCAAAUCCUUGUGUAAAGCAUUCCUUAUAGAGGUUUUUAAAAGUAUUGUAUAUAAAUAAAUUUACAUUACGCAUAACUCUUGAUUGAUAGUUUAAAUUUCAGUCUAGUUACCAAUAAAUUCUGGUUUGUAUAUGAUUGAAUACAUUUUGUUACAAUGAGUUUUUAUUUCCUGCAUUAUUUUGCUAUUAAAGAUUUUAUAAGGUUUCCAGGACAAUUUAAAAAAUUUACACAUUUGUUUUUGAUGAAUUUAUGUAAAACUGUCAUUGAAACUGAUCCUGUCGGGGGAGGUUUUUUUUUGGUUUGGGGAAAUUUUAUUCUGACACUGGAAUCGCACAGAAUAUGCAAGAUACUUAAAAUCAUUACGCUAAGGGGCCGCAAGAUUUUCCCCACCAAAUCUGACGGUCUUAAAUGUACUGUACACCUCUGAUUGUUGUAAAAAGAUGGAUCGCGAUUGAUUAUGGUUUGUGUAUCUAUUGGCAGAAUGCAGCAGUGGUUGUAAUGGAAUAAAGGAUGCAUGGAACAGAA
Sphaerodactylus townsendi is the source of this 2754-nucleotide messenger RNA. It is a transcript of the gene ABHD17C, whose product is annotated as abhydrolase domain containing 17C, depalmitoylase. Gene Ontology annotation, cellular component: plasma membrane; endosome membrane. The coding region runs from base 530 to 1450 and encodes 306 amino acids. Gene Ontology annotation, molecular function: palmitoyl-(protein) hydrolase activity. Gene Ontology annotation, biological process: protein depalmitoylation. The record is from RefSeq and is a predicted model, not a curated record. Lineage: Eukaryota; Metazoa; Chordata; Lepidosauria; Squamata; Sphaerodactylidae. The transcript is spliced from 4 exons.